This is a messenger RNA of Haliotis rufescens (red abalone), 7259 nucleotides long. RefSeq names its product triple functional domain protein-like. The record is from RefSeq and is a predicted model, not a curated record. Gene Ontology annotation, cellular component: cytoplasm. Gene Ontology annotation, molecular function: protein kinase activity; protein binding; ATP binding. Bases 1108 to 5214 code for a protein of 1368 amino acids. Gene Ontology annotation, biological process: axon guidance; protein phosphorylation; intracellular signal transduction. The transcript is spliced from 28 exons. NCBI's taxonomy places the organism in Eukaryota, Metazoa, Mollusca, Gastropoda, Lepetellida, Haliotidae.
AAUGUCACUCUGCCCUGCUUUUUUCUCUGCUCGUCUGUGUUGUUAGGCUUUAUUGAUCUCAAGUCGGAGCACAAGUUGGGAAUGAGACGUGUGAAAGAAUGGCUUCAAUAGGGCCAGCUUGCUGGGACAUUUGUGGCCAGCGAGGGAACGCUGAGUGAGCGAGAUCUGGCUGAGCACUCCGUGGCUGCUGCAGACAGCUGACUGGCCACAGGUCGCUCAAAUUAGGCACAAUUUUUUCUCACCAUGGCAACUAAUAAUUGAUCAAGUUGAGCAAGCAGUGGAUGUUGCUGAAGAGUUACAGGUUGUGUUGGAACAGUGAUGUGGACGGCAGCACCGACGCCUGGUGCAUCUGGUAUCGGGCUGUGUACUGUGCUGUGUAUGAUGGAGGACAUGGUGGCUUGGCUCUGGCAGCGUUGAGUUCCCUCCCCAUGAAGUCACCCUGCUGCUGCUUCUUCUCCUCAGUCAGUAGCCUCAUCCCCUUCCUCCAGCCCCUGUGCUGCAUCUCACACCCUGCCUUAAACACAGUGUGACCCCCUUGCCUUGACAACAUUGUGCUGUGCUCGCAAUAGGACACCACACAGAAGCCAUGUUUUGGACAUACACCUGCAGGUGACAUUGGUGGGAACAUAUUGUUGCUAUGACAACAAGGAUUUACCACUGGUUUUGGAAUAUCAAGAUUUGGACGUGGAUAUCUUCAUAUUGAUGUCUAGAAGAAUUCUGCAGACUGUGUUACUGACAGGACAGGCACCCGGGGCAGCUGUGGCCUGCUGUCUGUCAGUCGUAGAUGCACCGACUGCUCUCUCCAGCUCAAUAGGAACACAACCAGGAGUAUUAUGUGCAUGCUGAAAACAGGGCCGUGGAUUGGAAUGGAUAUGUUUUGUGUAAAGAACCAAACUUUAUCUUGUUUAUGUAGGAGGUAGAUUUGUGAGAGAGGAGACGUAAUGCAGUGAUCACCACGGAGAAGUGUCAGCGUGUGCCCACCUGCGUGGAGAUGUUGGCAUAGUUAUUGAACGUUAUCAUUUAUAAAUAACUUGUAUGUAAACACACAUGGAUUAGUACAUCUCAGAGGUCUGACUGGCGUCUGGGUUUGAGGCUACGUCCCCCAGCAUGCCAGGGGUUUUCCCCACACCAUCAAAGUCGUGGAAACAAAUUCAAGUUGGCGUGAUGUUGGGCAAACGGAGAAAGAAGACGCGGCAUAAGAUGUCCAUAGCCAAGUUGUGUUCGUGCAUGGUGGGUGAGUCCGAUGACUUCCCAGAGAGUGCUCGCCCUUACGAUGUCACCAAGUCCUCAGGGGAGCAGGCGGAACAGGGGCAAAAUGUGGAACAGGCAGUUACACCUCAGGUUGUCAUGGUUACCAAUAAAGCUCCAUUGGAAUCCACCAAUGAAGAACCAGAACCAGCUCAAGAUAUUGAAAUACCUCCACCUAUGGAAAUUCAGGACCACACCUUCAAGGCGGCCCAGGAACCACCAAUGGAAGAAGUCAGUACUAAACUGGCAUCCACGCUGUCCCUCAAGCAGCAACAGCAACAGCAGCAACAACAACAGCAACAGCAGCAGCAGCAGCAGCAACAACAGCCUCCGGUUGAGGCAGGUGGAGCUACGGACUUGGCCACUGAGAUGGAAAACAUGAUCUUCCAAAGAAUGGACCAGCCUACAGAGGUGGUUCCCAAGUCGGACAGUGGGCCAGAGGAUGAGGAUGACAAGUCGGCUGGGGCCGAUGCAGAGGGGGACAAGGCCAAGUACCUCAAGAAAAGACAAUUUGUCCUUCAGGAGCUGGUGGACACAGAGAGGGACUACGUGAAGGACCUUGGAUGUGUCGUGGAUGGUUACAUGACUAUGAUGAAGGAGACGCCGUUACCCGAGGAGGGCAAGGAUAAGAUCAUCUUCGGCAACAUCCACCAGAUCUAUGACUGGCACAAAGAGACGUUCCAACCUGAAAUUGAGAAGAUUUCCGACGAGCCAGAGCGACUUGGAAUGAUCUUUGUGAGAUAUGAGCGGAGGCUCUACAUGUAUGUCAAGUAUUGUGAGAACAAGCCGAAGUCAGAGUACAUAGUUGCUGAAUACGUAGAAACUUUCUUUGAGGAUCUGCGUCAGAAGCUCGGCCACAAGCUCACAUUGCCAGAUCUCCUUAUCAAGCCAGUCCAGAGGAUCAUGAAGUACCAGCUCCUGCUGAGGGACAUAGCCAAGUACACAGAGAGAGCUGGACUGGAUGUGUCGGACCUGAAGAAGGCCCUCCGAGUCAUGAAUGUCGUCCCCAAGGCCGCCAAUGAUAUGAUGCAGGUUGGAAGACUGCAGGGCUUUAAUGGUAAGAUCACUGCCCAGGGCAAGCUACUGCUGCAGGACACGUUGCUUGUGUCGGAGAUUUCAGGGACAUCAGGACCACAGAAGUUCAAGGAACGGCGGGUGUUUCUCUUUGAGCAGAUCAUCAUCUUCAGUGAGAUGACGGAGAAAAGGAAAGGAGAUUUCUCCAAUGCCAACUAUGUGUUCAAAAAUAGUGUCAAAGUCAACAAGAUGUCAAUGUCUGAGAAUGUGGAAGGAGAACCCUUCCGCUUCGUGCUGGUGGACCGGACCCCAGGGUCUGACAUGAAGUUUCACACCCAGGCCCCAUCAGAAGAGAUCAAACAAACCUGGAUCAGGGAGAUCAAGUCCAUCCUCGACAUGCAGGGCGACUUUCUCAGAGCCCUACAGUCCCCCAUCGCCUACCAGAAGGAACUCACCAAGGAGAUGUCUGCUCCUGAGUUCGGUAGCCUGCCCCGAGAGUCAGCAUUACGGAAGACACAUUCUCACCCACAGCAAGCAAAGGGUGUCAACCCCAUUGCAACCAAAUCAAAAGGUGGUCGUCAUGACAGUAAAAAGCAUGAACGAUGUAAAUCAGUUCCCGCACCCCUACCUGAGCUCCCUGCUGAGGACGCAUCCAAGUCAUCUUGCCCAAACUCUCCGAUUGAAACAUCGAAAGAUCCUACAAACCCUGACAGAAAACUUGGUGAUGGUGGUGCUAAGAAAAUGAGUGCAUCUGGUGGAACCACCCCUAGCAGUGAGACGAGUUCAGGGGUGGCUGGCUCACCCAAGCCAAAAAAGACAAUAUUUGAAGGAUUUCGCAACACCCUGGGUAAAAAGAAUAAAACUGAUAGUGUUGGAAACAGCAGUAACACUGGCGGGACUCGGUCCCCCGAAGUUUAUGCAAAUACGCAUUCAAUGCCCGAUGUUGUACAAGACAGCGAUGGUGGUAGGACUAUUUCUGCUGGUUCCGCUGAACCGUGUGCGGGUGCGAAACAACUCACGGAUAGCCCCGGCUCCGAACAGAGCCCGCUGGAGGGUGGGGUCACAGAGGGACGCAUCAUUGUCGACUACGUGGCCAUCAAGGAGGACGAGAUCUCCGUAUUCCGCGGCGAGCUGGUGCAGAUCCUGGCCACCAAUCCCACCAACAUGUUCCUGGUGCACCGGGCCGCCAACCACAACUCCCCCGCCGCGGAGGGCUGGAUCCCGGGACACAUCCUCGGGCCCAAGGACAUGGACGGCAGUCUCAAAAAACACUCGUGGCAGAUGUUCAAACUGAAGAAGCCAAGUUUUCGGCCUGAUAAGUGCGCUGAUGGGAUGAGCAGCCUUGAGAGGAAGGCCAAGUCACUCGGGCGGGAUGGAAAGCCCAAGGUCAAGGUGAUGAGUCCAGGGGACUUCAACUACGAGGUCCCCCCAAUCGUCCAGCAGCCCCUGACCAGUGUCACAGUCCAAGCGGGUGAUACAGCCAUCCUCACAUGUAAGAUAUGUGGCCGACCUCGCCCCAACAUCAGCUGGCGCUUCAACGACGCCACCACCAUCCUCCCAGGUCCACGAAUACUGCUGCUGUACAAUGAAGAGGGUGUGGCUACUCUGCAGAUCACUCAGGUGUCCUUGUCUGAUGCGGGAGAGUACGCCUGCUUCGCAAGUAGCGAGAUUGGCUCCAUCGUGACCCGCGCCAACCUCACAGUACUAGAUCGGCCUGGGGCCCCGGGGCAGCCUGUGAUCCGCAACCAGGUGGGGACGGCUGUGCACCUGGAGUGGUCACCGCCUCCAAACUCUCACUGUGGACAAAUUCAGGGCUACACCGUGGAGUUCAGGGAGAAAGCCUCUGAAGUGUGGCAGUUGGCCAUCCCGUACGUCCCCAACACAUCCCAGGUCAUCGGGGACCUGGAGCCGGGCAUCACCUACCAGUUCCGGGUCAGCGCCAACAACGCCGUAGGCAUCAGUGAACCGAGCCCCCCUUCAGUGUACGUCGCUGUGCCCACAGAGUAUGAGCUGAGUGCCAAGGAGGAGGCAACAGGUGCCAUAUGGAAGGCCACCUAUGAUAAUGACUUCGGUGAUGCAGGAGAAAUUGGAAGAGGAAGGUUUGCAGUGGUCCGUAAGUGUAUCCAGAAGUGCUCAGGCCAGGAGCUGGCAGCAAAAGUGAUCUCGCGGAAGUUGGUGCGGAAGGAGGCGGUGGAGACGGAGUUCAACACACUGCAGAGUUUGCAACACUCGCACCUGGUGCAGGCGUACGACCUGUACGAGAGUCACGCCAACCUCAUCAUCAUCAUGCAACUGCUGCCUCACGGCCGCCUGUUGGAAUACAUCUGCGGGAAGCCUCACUUUGACGAGAUCCAAGCCGCGGAGUACAUGAGACAACUUCUUGAUGUAGUGCAGUACCUCCACAACUGCCGCAUCGCUCACCUGGACAUUAAGCCUGAGAAUCUUCUGGUGGAAGUUGGUGCCAUGGGAACCGGUCUCAAGCUCACCGACUUUGGCGACGCCCGCCACAUCUACAACAACUACUACAUCCACCCCAUCAUGGGCAACACCGAGUUCAUGAGUCCCGAGCUGAUCAGUGGAACUCCAGUGGGACUCCUCACAGAUGUCUGGAGUAUCGGCAUCAUCGUGUACGUGCUGCUCAGUGGAGUGUCCCCGUUCCUGGACGAGAGUCAGGAGGAGACGUGCUCCAACAUCGUCCGUAACGACUACUGCUUCCCCGAUGAGUACUUUGCAGGCAUCUCCCAGGAUGCCAAGGACCUGAUCCGGACCAUGCUUGUUGAAGAACUCAGCAAGCGCCCCUCUGCUCAGACGUGUAUAGAAUGUGCCUGGAUUAAGAAAGCCUCUGUCCCGAGGAGUUCCCCGCUGCGUCCAAAACCUAUUGCCACAGCUCGGUUGUGUGACUUCAUUGAGCGGCGGCGACACCAGAGUGACACCAUGAAGGUGAUGUCCUAGCCGGAGCCUCCUCCAUUGUCUGUGAUGCUAGCAGCCUUCAACACACGGCCCCAAUGUCUAGCGUGUGGCUGAAUGCAUGAUGUGACCCUCAACAUGGAUAGGUCUGCUCUACCUCUCCCGAUCUGCCCAUGAAGUUGCAGCAAGGUCAAGUCCACCGCCUACUGUCUACUGUCUAUUGUGUAGAUGUGUCAGACAGAUCGACAUGUCUUGCAGGACGAAGGAAAUUGCUGCAUCAACAUGGACAACACAACAUCUGCAACUUGGACGACACAACAUCAGCAACGUGAACGACACAACAACAUCAGCAUCCCCCAUCAUGCUCUGUUCCGUGGAGUCCGAGAAAACCGCUGCAUUGGGAGGAGGCUGCGACACAUGCUUCAUCACUAGUGUGACACCCACAACAUUUCCUUUGAUUUGUGAAAUAUUUGGCCGGACUGAAAAUGAGAGGAACUUUAGUAGCACAUUUAAGAUGAUUACCUAAACUGAUGGGAGGUUUUGUCUAGGUGCAUCAUUGUGCAGAUGUCAGGCUUUUGCUGAACGUGAAUGGCCAAUGUCUGAAGGGAGUAUGUACAUUGAGGUAGUUCUAGUCCAACAUCUUUCUGAUUAUGACAAGUUGAGCCAAUGAUUGUACACUCCAGAUGUAUGAAAUAUAAGAGUUCAUUUCGAUUCUAUCUUUCACUGCAAGAUGGGGUGUGUCUGCCAGUACAAUACAAUAUUCUCCAUAGAUGUGCCAAGGGUGUGGUGUCCUUGUGCCAGCAGUGGGGCGGCGUGUGGGAAGAGGUGGCCAGAUGCGCCUCCACUGUAAGGGGGCUGAUGUGUAUCCUCUGUGAAUUAAUCAUUUAAUGUGACAUGUGAAUAAAAACAUUGCAAUAGAUGGUAGAGUACUCCAUGAAGAUAGUCAAUUGUGCCAAGUCGUGAUGGCGUGCUGCCCAGUAGUCAUGGCUUGCUGUAGACUGUACAUCCUGGUUCCUGUAAAUACAACCACUUUAUUCCACCAUGCGUAAUGAAACAAGGACAUUUUACAUUUCAGUGUAAUCAUUUUCACAUUUUUUACCUUUUCCGAUGCAAUUUGAUCAUGAAUGGUGAUUGUGUAUUUAUUCCCUGGUUCUUUCAUCUUCAAAAUAAGAAUGCUUUUGUGUAACAGGGGUAGAUAACUCUGCUGUCCCAACUCUCUGCAGCCAUGUGACGUCUCUACCGCUGAUGCUGCUUGUCUAGAAAUAAACACGGUAUCUUCACUCCGGUAAUUCGCCACAAAAUACUUUUGCCUAAUUUAGGUUAUUUAAAACAGGCUUUGUCAAGACCUGUGUCAUAGAAGUAAGCAACAUUUCUAGAUUUGUAAACUCUUGUGUUUAUGAUAACAUUUGACUGUGUAUCACGGGGAAGAGUGCAACUUGUGCGAUCAUCUGGGUGACCACACGUCAUGUUUCGUUUUCGUAUGACGCGAGGUUGUUCAGUAGCUGUUUAUUUCUGUUUAAUGGUAGAACAUUAUUAAGUGGUUUACAUCUAUGAAGACAUUACUGAGUGGUUUACAUCUGUGAAAACAUUGUUGAUUUGUUCACAUCAUUAUUCGCACCCUAGAAUUAUCGCCACUCGCCCCGCAGUUCUCAGUAUUCCUCGUGAGCUGUGAUAUUCGGACAUCGGAUCGGAAUGUAGUGGAACUCUGAUACUGAUGGAAACAUUUGUUUACACACCUGAGGCUGUACCUAGCCGAACCUGGAGAUCGUGGGGGGUCAUGACGUAGUCGACCCACACAGUGUAGUGGCAGUAGUGUACUUAAUGCUCAUAGUUAAAAAGGUUUUCAUGACAGAAAAUUCCAAUGACUUUUGUUAACAAUUUACCUUUUGGGUUCAGUAUUUAUUUCCAUGUAAUGUGUUUCUAGUCCGUGUGUUUGAUCACCAGAACUCGGUACUCCUAAUGAAGUCUCGUACACACGGGCGGUGCAUGGGCCAUCAGCCGGGUGCAGGCGAGGUGGCCGACUUCAGUACUUGUAUAAUUGUUAUUAUGAUAUCAUAUGUUGCUAUGAAACAUAAAAAGCAUCAAUAAUA